AUGGUGCACUUAUGUUACAUGAUUCCAUUGGCUGACGGCGUGAUGAUCGCCAAAGCCAAGUGGGAGCACCUUCUGGAGCAGCCGAAGGACUCCCUGUUUGUGAAGGACACGGCAAAAGCUAUUUGGGGUAUCCAGUGCCUGUAUAACAGGAGCGUCACUGGUGCCCCAUGUCGCCGUUUCCUGUACAAAGAGGGGGCCCCGUCUGCUCCAGAAAAGAAGGCGCUGUCGCCUGUGAAGAUGGAGGCACUACGCAAUGCAUUUGAAGUGCACAUGGACAAACAUUCGAGUGAUAAAGACAAGAAGGAGAGGAGACGGCUGGUGAACAGACAUUUGGCAGACCUUCUGAAGGUGUUGAAGAAUUGA
This is a messenger RNA of Rhipicephalus sanguineus (brown dog tick), 363 nucleotides long. RefSeq names its product BEN domain-containing protein 5-like. Lineage: Eukaryota; Metazoa; Arthropoda; Arachnida; Ixodida; Ixodidae. The coding region runs from base 1 to 363 and encodes 120 amino acids. The record is from RefSeq and is a predicted model, not a curated record. The transcript is spliced from 3 exons. Gene Ontology annotation, biological process: negative regulation of DNA-templated transcription. Gene Ontology annotation, molecular function: DNA binding.